Mytilus trossulus (common blue mussel) is the source of this 3105-nucleotide messenger RNA. RefSeq lists its product as uncharacterized. The transcript has 2 exons. Bases 402 to 3098 code for a protein of 898 amino acids. Gene Ontology annotation, molecular function: glycosyltransferase activity. NCBI's taxonomy places the organism in Eukaryota, Metazoa, Mollusca, Bivalvia, Mytilida, Mytilidae. Gene Ontology annotation, cellular component: membrane. The record is from RefSeq and is a predicted model, not a curated record.
AGAUCCUGUGUAUGUUUCAUGCACAAAUGCAUGAAUGUUGAUGUAUAUUUUCGUUUCCGGCUUUAUCAAGUGUGUAGAAUCUAGACGCUACCGUGUUUUAACCUCCAAAUUGAAGAGUUCAAGUGCUACCAUUGGUCAAGAAUAAUGUAUUCGGAAUGGGCGUGACUUUAAUCUUCCGAUAGAUGGCGCAACAUUGUUUUCACAAAUGUUGGCUUAAUCUGCCAAGGGUGAAGAGAACGAAAGUGGAUCGUAACCCUUGGCUAGCGAAGAUGCAUUUUACUAACCGGACGCACACUUGUACAGUUGUUGAUAGUACGCUUAGCAUUUUACUAACCGGACGCACACUUGUACAGUUGUUGAUAGUACGCUUAGCAUUUUGCUAACUUGACACGAUUACAACCAUGAGUCAAAUGUUUCGAAGAUUUCAGAAAUGUCUAAUUUUAUUGCUCAUUGUGUGUUUUCUAGUUCUUCUGUUUUUAUUCGUCGGAUUUGAUCAUGUGGAAUUUGUUAAAAAUAUAUUGCGUGCGAAAUUUCAACAAUCUGUUCAGGUGUUCUCUGUGAAUAAUUCGGUAACAAUAGAAACUAAAGUAACAUUCGAAGGUGAUAAUGAGGAUAGUUUGUAUAAACUGUUGGACGAAUUAGAUGUGACAAUACGUAAAAAGUCACCGGAGAGUAAAAUAUACGGAAAUAUAUACAACGGAAAGGGAAAGAUACAGGUUGAAAGUUAUAUAUCUGCGAUCAAAGAAUUCAGUAAAAAGUUCCCAAUACGAACAAUUUGUGAGAUCGGAUUUGCAGGAGGACAUAGUGCAACACUGUUUCUACAUUCAACAGAUUCUGCUAGUUAUACAGCUUUUGAUAUGUGGGAUCGAGCCGAAUAUGAAGACUCGGCAAUUGACUGGAUACGGAAAAGAUUUAGUGACCGUAAAAUUUCGCUUGUGAAAGGUGACUCUACAAAAACCGUUCCCCAGUUUGCAGGAAAAUGUGAUCUGAUACAUGUAGACGGUGCCCACCAUGCUCACUUUCCAAAGACAGACAUGACAACCAUGGCAAGAGUCGCCUCUGUCAAUAACCUAUUGCUGUUAGAUGAUUGUUCUAAAUCUUGGCCGGCGGUGCUGAAAGGUGUUGACUAUUUAAAGAAUAACGAUUUAGUUCAUGAAAUUGAAAUGCAUGUUCCUGAAGGUUGGAUUUACAGAGGCGCCCAAAAGGGUUGGUGCAUUGGCAGUUAUAAAGUUAAAGCCCAGACUGUUAAUACCACUCCGGUAACUAACUUGCCGAAGAGUAUAACUUUUCUAGACAAAACAUUUUGUAAACCACCAUGGCAUGGAGAUACAUGCGCAGUGUACGACAACAAACAUUGCUCGCAAUGGAGUGACGAAUGUUUCUAUAGCAAUGUAACUGGUACUUUGUCAGUCUCUUGUGAACGAUGGCAUGGUGCUCAAAGCGUCGAACAGGUAACCUGGGAUCAGCGUGAAACUGCAACAGAUCGGAAUGAGGCUCAUGCUAAAUCGUUUAAUUUCUACCAAUCGUUACCAGACAAUUUAGGUGACAUCAUCGAGCUUGGCGCAGGUCCCUUUACCCAGUCACAGACGAUCCUUAAAGACAAGAAUGCAACCAGUAUAACGUUGGUAGAACCAAUGGCGUUUCAUUAUAUGACGCACGUAAAACGUUGCUUUUACAAAAACGGUACUUUUAUGAAUUUACCGACUACUUUAUUAUCUAUACCGGCCGAAGAACUUAAUAAUACCAGGAAAUUUGAUUCUCUUGUCAUGAUUAAUGUUAUUGAACAUGUUUAUGAUGCAUUAUCUAUUCUUAAUUCGGCUAUCAAUUUGAUAAAAGAAAAUGGACUAUUUAUUUGGCAUGAACGACUUUGGGAUAAUUACCGAGGUGUAGCUACCCCACCGGGUGAUGAUCGUGAAUUUCAGUUGCACCCAAUUCGUAUCAAAACCGUGAUUGCAAAACAUAUCAUGUCUAUGUUUGAAGAAGUGUAUGCUUCUUGGGACACCGAGGAGCUACGUCGACUGAAGAAUCAAGGUGUAUAUUUCAUUGGCCGCAGACGUAAUAUGGUGGCAAAAACCAUUAUCCCACAACAUCCUGCUUGCUUUGAGCAAAGUAAAGGCAAACAAACUGUAAUAUUUUUUGUUUCAAAUGUUAAUUCUACAUUUUUACAAAGUCAGCUUAUGAUGGUCAAUGAUUUUGACAAUACGAAAUCAAUAAUACUCAUACAAACUGACAAUUUUACCGCGAAAGCAACAGCAGCCAUUUUUAAAUUUAGUAAAAUCAGAAUAAUGAUCUCGCAUCAACAUUUGCAAAACUGGAGAAAGGAAGUAAGUUAUUAUGUUGAGCCAUGUAUGUUUAUUUAUCCUCAUCUGACUUCUGCUAUGCUAGUAGGAGCUGAUACACUUUGUGUGGGAAAUAGUGGUGUCACUAUUGUACUUAUGGGAUAUUCGACGAAAAGGUUCCCCAACUAUAACGAGAUCCUACCUGCAUACACCAAGUAUCAGAUGAUAGACCAAAUUUUAUUAUUAUGGAAUAAUAAAAACGCAUCAUUUACGCCAAAUAUUAAUUUACCGAAAAUUACUUUCAUUCAAUCGGAAGUUAACAGCAUGAAUAACCGUUUUAAUGUAUCUCAAUACAUACGUACUGAUGCUGUCAUGGUAAUCGAUGACGAUGUUCUUAUAAGUGAAGCAUUACUGUCGAUAAUGUUAUUACGAUGGAGUGAAAAUCCGGACAGAUUAGUGGGCAUCAGCAGAGAUAUGCGUUACGUCAAUUCAAUGAACGAAUACAUUGUUAGGGGUAAGAAUCCAUCUUUAACAAUUGGUAAAACAAUGUUGUUUCAUCGUAAAUAUUUAGUGAAAUAUAUGCAAGAUACGAAGCUCGUUGAUUGGAAUAGCAAAAGAUACUGUGAAGAUAUUUCAAUGAAUGCGUUGAUUUUUAAAGAAAUAAACUUGCGACCUUUAUUUGUACCGAUGUCUGCACUAGCUUCCCGUAAAGAUCUCUCGGAAGUAGAUGGAGCAUCUGUAGUUGACACAACAUGGGCGUUGAGGAGGACAGAAUGUGUACAAUGGGCAGCUCAAUAUUUCCAAAUAAAAUUAUAUUAAGUUCUCA